Arvicanthis niloticus (Nile rat) is the source of this 1397-nucleotide messenger RNA. The record is from RefSeq and is a predicted model, not a curated record. Lineage: Eukaryota; Metazoa; Chordata; Mammalia; Rodentia; Muridae.
GAGGCUACCCCUCGCGCCUGAGGCUGACGCCAUGAAGAUCAAUGAUGCCAAAAAACCCUCUUUCCCAUGGUUUGGCAUGGAUAUUGGAGGAACCCUAGUAAAGCUGUCAUAUUUUGAACCUAUUGAUAUCACAGCAGAGGAAGAACAAGAAGAAGUUGUGAGCUUAAAAAGUAUUCGGAAAUAUUUGACUUCUAAUGUAGCAUAUGGAUCUACUGGCGUUCGGGAUGUACAUCUUGAACUGAAGGAUUUAACACUUUUUGGACGAAGAGGAAACUUGCACUUUAUCAGAUUUCCAACCCAGGACCUGCCUACUUUUAUCCAAAUGGGGAGAGAGAAAAAUUUCUCAACCUUACAAACGGUGCUGAGUGCUACAGGAGGUGGUGCUUACAAGUUUGAGAAAGAUUUUCACACAAUUGGAAACCUCCGCCUGCACAAACUGGAUGAACUUGACUGCCUUGUAAAGGGCUUGCUGUAUAUAGAUUCUGUCAGUUUCAAUGGACAAGCAGAAUGCUAUUAUUUUGCUAAUGCGUCAGAACCUGAUCAAUGCCAAAAGAUGCCUUUUAACCUGGAUGAUCCUUACCCACUGCUGGUAGUGAAUAUUGGCUCAGGAGUCAGUAUUUUAGCAGUCCAUUCCAAAGACAACUAUAAAAGAGUGACUGGGACAAGCCUUGGAGGGGGCACUUUUCUUGGUUUAUGCAGUUUAUUGACUGGCUGUGAAAGUUUUGAAGAGGCUCUGGAAAUGGCAUCCAAAGGUGACAGUACCCAAGCUGAUAGACUGGUCCGAGAUAUUUAUGGAGGAGAUUAUGAAAGAUUUGGUCUGCCGGGUUGGGCUGUGGCAUCUAGUUUCGGUAAUAUGAUUUAUAAGGAGAAACGAGAAGCUGUUAGUAAGGAGGAUCUGGCAAGAGCUACUUUAGUUACUAUCACCAAUAACAUCGGUUCCGUGGCACGAAUGUGUGCUGUGAAUGAGAAAAUAAAUCGAGUUGUCUUCGUUGGAAACUUUUUACGUGUCAAUACUCUGUCUAUGAAACUUCUGGCAUAUGCUUUGGAUUACUGGUCAAAGGGUCAAUUGAAAGCAUUGUUUCUAGAACAUGAGGGAUACUUUGGAGCUGUUGGUGCACUUCUUGGACUGCCAAAUUUCAGCUAAAACAUUGGAGAUCUUUACUAAAGAAUGUCAUCCAGGAGGAACUGAUCCAGAAACUGCAUUCAUUAUUUGUCACUGGGAACCAAAGGAUAAAAGAGUAAUGCUAUUUGUGUUCAUUUUAAAUGUCAGAACUGUAAGCUCAUGAGCUUUGCCGUGUGGAAAGACCUAUAAUGGGAAGUAUCCCUCAUUGAUGUCCCCUUGUAUGUAUAGAUAGCCAGUGUUCCAUCUUAAAUGCAAUGCAGCCUCUUGAUUGUUG